CCUUUCAACUUUCAACAAAGAUCAAACUCGUUUCACAGAUCGGAGGGAGAACGGAGUUGGUUCAACCGACACAGCGGAGGAAAACGAGAAGAGAAAGGGGAAAAUGGGAACUGAUGAAGCACCAAUGGACGACAAGGCGAAGAGGAUGAGAGAUCUGCUAUCGAGUUUCUACUCCCCAGACCCUUCCAACUCUGACACCACUUCCAAACACGCUUCCCUUGACGAUAUCAAUUCCACUUCCUUCGAUCCCGAUCAGUACAUGAAUAUCCUGGCGUACAAGUCCAAUUUGGAAGGACUGCUUCAACGUCACGUUGAAGUGGCUGCUGAAAUAAAGAAUCUCGAUACGGACUUGCAAAUGCUGGUCUACGAGAAUUACAACAAGUUCAUUAGUGCCACAGACACUAUAAAGAGGAUGAAGAGCAACAUUUCAGGGAUGGAGACAAACAUGGAACAGCUUCUUGAAAAGAUCAUGUCUGUGCAGUCAAGAAGUGACAGUGUCAACAGUUCUCUAUUUGACAAAAGGGAGCAUAUUGAGAAAGUGCAUCGGACUUGUAAUCUUCUUCGUAAAGUUCAGUUCAUAUAUGAUCUACCCGAUAGACUAGGUAAGUGCAUCAAGUCAGAAGCAUACGCAGAUGCCGUCAGGUUCUAUACUGGAGCAAUGCCAAUUUUUAAGGCAUAUGGAGAUUCAUCAUUCCGGGAUUGUAAGCAAGCUUCUGAAGAAGCAAUGGCUAUCAUAGUAAAAAGCUUACAGGGGAAGCUGUUUUCAGAUUCUGAAUCAAUACAAGUGAGAGCAGAUGCAGCAGUGCUUCUUAAGCAGUUGGAUUUUCCGGUGGAUAAUUUAAAGACGAAGUUAUUUGAAAAGUUAGAACAAUCUAUUACAGAUAUUCGACUUAACCCUAUAGAAAUAAACAGUGCAUCCAGGGACUAUUCUGCUCACGAGGCAGCUGUUCAUGAAUUUGUGGAGGCAGUUCGUGCUUUUAGAGUUAUAUUUCCUGAUUCCGAUGAACAAUUGGUUAAACUUGCUGAAGACUUAGUUACCAAGAACUUUGUAUUUGCUGAGGAAUAUGUAAAGACACGGAUUUGCCCAGAUGAUCUACUUGGUGUUCUUCGAGUUAUCUGGAAUGAUGUGCUCCUAAUAGAUGAAGUCUUGCAGGAAGCGGCUCUCUCAAACCAUUCUCUUGAGGCUGCAAAGGUUGUUCUCAUGUCAUUUGUUAGAAGUGCAUUUUCUCAUCUUCUGCAAGACAUCUCAGGCUCCCUCUUACAAAUCCUGAAAAAGGAUGGUGCAGAACAGUGCUCUCUUGAUGUUGUUCUUGAUGCAAGUACAAAAGCAGUUCUUCAAGGAAGCUUGAAUGUCUUGUUGGAUUUCCGCAAAAUUUUAGAUGAAAACUCCGGGAUCGUAGUUAGAUUAAGAGAGUUAAUUAUUGAUUGGGUUCAAGAAGGACUUCAGGACUUUUUUAGGAAACUGGAGGAUCAGUUCCUUCUAUUUUCAGGUAGAAGUAACUCAUCUAUUCAAGCACACGGUUUGGCAGAGGGUGCUCAAGGGGAUAAAGCUUUUGCUGGCCUUGUCCUUGUACUGGCCCAGUUGUCUUCUUUCAUUGAACAAACUGUCAUCCCAAAAGUCACCGAGGAAAUAGCUUCUUCCUUUUCUGGGGGUAGCAUUAGAGGUCAUGAAUCUGGACCUGCAUUUGUUCCUGGAGAAAUAUGUCGAAAAUUUCGGUCAGCUGGUGAAAAGUUCCUGCACUUGUACGUAAAUAUGAGAACUCAGAGUGUAUCAUUUCUCCUGAAGAAGAGGUUUACCACCCCUAAUUGGGUUAAGCAUAAAGAGCCAAGAGAAGUUCAUAUGUUUGUUGAUCUGUUUCUUCAAGAGCUUGAAGCUAUAGUUAAGGAAGUGAAGCAGAUAUUGCCUCAAGGUAGACGUAAGCACCGCAGGACUGAUAGUAAUGGAAGUAGUGCUUCCUCAAGGAGCAACCCAUUACGGGAAGAGAAACUGGGUAGGUCAAACACUCAAAGGGCAAGGAGCCAGCUUUUGGAAACGCAUCUGGCAAAGUUGUUUAAGCAGAAAGUUGAAAUUUUUACCAAAGUAGAAUAUACACAGGAGUCUGUAGUUACAACUUUAGUUAAAUUGUGCCUUAAAAGUUUACUAGAAUUUGCCCGACUCCAGACUUUUAACCGAAGUGGAUUCCAGCAAAUUCAAGUGGAUAUCCAAUUCCUAAGGAUCCCAUUAAGGGAUAUAGUUGAAGAUGAAGCUGCAAUCGACUUCUUGCUAGAUGAGGUGAUUGUUGCUACCGCAGAACGGUGUCUAGAUCCGGUUCCAUUGGAGCCUCCCAUAUUGGACAAACUUAUACGAGCAAAGUUGGCUAAAACCGAGCAGCAAAAUACAGUUUCUUCGUAAACAUUUUUGUGGAAGCAUUGGAUAUAUAUAUGUAAUGUUUUUGCUUCUGUGUUUGUCAUCUCGUAAACAUUUUCCUGAAUAUUGUUUGUAUAAAUAAUAAAUUAUCGUUUUGAACAA
This is a messenger RNA of Vigna unguiculata (cowpea), 2509 nucleotides long. Its product is annotated as vacuolar protein sorting-associated protein 51 homolog. Gene Ontology annotation, cellular component: membrane; GARP complex; EARP complex. The record is from RefSeq and is a predicted model, not a curated record. NCBI's taxonomy places the organism in Eukaryota, Viridiplantae, Streptophyta, Magnoliopsida, Fabales, Fabaceae. Gene Ontology annotation, biological process: lysosomal transport; endocytic recycling; Golgi organization.